AUGGAGGAUUGGGAACUAGAAUACUGGCCUCACAGAAUCCCUUUUCAAGACAUCGAUGUAGCAACAAAAAGCUUUUCCGAUGAAAAUGUGAUCGGAAUCGGUGGAAACGGGAAGGUCUACAAAGGGGUCAUCGGAGGCACAGAAAUCGCCGUGAAAAGAAUCGCCCAUGACAACAACGACGGCGUCAGAGAGUUCUUGGCGGAGGUCUCAAGUCUCGGAAGACUAAAACACCGGAAUCUCGUCGGAUUAAGAGGCUGGUGCAAGAAAGAAAAAGGUAGCUUAAUCUUAGUUUACGAUUACAUGGAAAACGGAAGUCUAGACAAAAUGUUAUUCGAUCGGAAAGAUGACAACAAGAUCUUGAAUUUCAACGACAGACUGAGAAUCUUGAAAGAUGUCGCAAAUGGGGUUUUGUAUUUACACGAAGGGUGGGAAUCGAAGGUUUUACAUCGAGACAUAAAGUCAAGCAAUGUGUUACUCGACAAAGAAAUGAACGCAAAAUUAGGCGAUUUUGGAUUAGCCCGGAUGCACCAACACGGACAAGUGGCGACCACCACUCGGGUGGUCGGAACCGCCGGAUACCUAGCGCCGGAGGUGAUUAAAACCGGCCGCGCCUCCACACAAACCGACGUUUUCAGUUUCGGAAUCCUAAUUCUCGAAGUAAUAACCGGGAAACGACCGAUAACAGAAGGAACAAUCGCUUUAGUCAAUUGGGUAUCCCAAUUGAUGGAACAGGGCAAGCUAAUUUCCGCCAUGGAUGAGAAAUUAAAAGGUGAAGGUGGUGAAAUUGAAAUUGACGUUGAGGAAGUCGAAAAUGGUGCUGCAUUUGGGGCUAUUGUGCGCACAUCCGGAUGCGAAAAUGCGACCGACGAUGAGACAGAUUGUGAAGGUGUUAGAAGGGGAGAGGAGGAAGGAAGGAGAUGA
Molecule: messenger RNA, 921 nt
Organism: Lactuca saligna
Lineage: Eukaryota; Viridiplantae; Streptophyta; Magnoliopsida; Asterales; Asteraceae
Source: the annotation of a GenBank genome assembly